AGCCAGCGCUCAUGAUGGAAGAAGAAGCUGAGCCCUCAUUGCUCCUGCCCCUAAUUCCCUAGAGAAAAGCAGGAACAUUUCCUUUCUGUCAUAUUUGUUAAAAGGGUACUGGUGUGUUUCUUAAAUCUAACAGGGUUGGGCACGGUGGCUCACACCUGUAAUCCCAGCACUUUCGGAGGCUGAGGCAGGCAGAUCACGAGGUCAAGAGAAUGGAGACCAGCCUGGCCAACAUGGUGAAACCUCAUCUCUACAAAAAACAAAAAAUUAGCUGGGCAUUGUGGCACACUCCUGUAGUCCGAGCUACUCGGGAAGCUGAGGCAGGAGAAUCUCUUGAACCCAGGAGGUGGAGGUUGCAGUGAGCUGAAAUCGUGCCACUGCACACCAGCCUGGGUGACAGAGCAAGACUCCAUCUCAAAAAAUAAAUAUUUUCUUGUGUUUAUUCUUUUUUUUUUUGAGACAGAGCCUCACCCUGUCGCCCAAACUGGAGUGCAGUGGUGCAGUCUCAGCUCACUGCAACCUCUGCAUCUAGGGUUCAAGUGAUUCUCCUGCCUAAGCCUCCUAUCUGGGAAUACAGGUGCCUGCUACAACACCCGGCUAAUUUUUGUAUUUUUGAUACAGGCAGGGUUUCGCCAUGUUGGCCAGAUGGUUCUUGAGAUCCUAACCUUGUGGUCCAUCUGCCUCAACCUCCCAAAGUGCUAGGAUUACAGGCGUGAGCCACCGAGCCCGGCAUAUUCUUUGUAUGUUUAACUGGAGCUUCCCUUUCCCCUUCCAGGGGGCCCUGCUUUGUCCUUUCCCCUUCCCUGCAGCCUUCCUUUAUUUCCUUUCCCUGUUCCUCUGGUCCUCUUUUUGGAAUAAUUAGUCUGAGAAAUAUACAUAUAAUUGAAGUAGCCCUAUUGGAUUAUCAGGUAAGAUGAUCCAGUUUUUUUUUUUUCCCAUAAGGCUGCCCUUUUUCUCUUCACUAUGUCUGCCUGGUUUUGUGUUGGCAUCCUCUGGGCUUCAUUUAUCUUGCUUAUUACUCUUCAUUUUCAGGAAGCAUGGUUUUGACUCAGAGAGCAGCUGUUUGAAAAUAAGGCUAGGUCCUUUUGCAGUUUUCUGUUGUGCAUAUGGGUUUCCAUAACCAGUUUUCGUGUGUGUGUGUGUGUGUGUGUGUGUGUGUAUGAAGAAGAGUUUUGGGUGGGUACUCAUGGUACAUAGAAAAACUGGCAGGUACACUUCAACUUGCAGGGCAGAGAGACAGGAUUAGUCAUCUGUUACUCAGUUUUUUCUCAUUGCAUUCUCUUCAAUCAAAAUUGAUCUUGGCUGGGCGCGGUGGCUCACGCCUAUAAUUCCAGCACUUUGGGAGGCCGAGGCGGGUGGAUCACGAGGUCAAGAGAUCGAGACCAUCAUUGUCAACAUGGUGAAACGCCAUCUCUACUAAAAAUACAAAAAUUAGCUGGGCAUGGUGGCAUGCGCCUGUAGUUCCAGCUACUAGGGAGGUUGAGGCAGGAGAAUUGCUUGAACCCAGGAGGCGGAGGUUGCGGUGAGCCGAGAUCGCGCCAUUGCACUCCAUCCUGGGUAACAAGAGCAAAACUCUGUCUCAGGAAAAAAAAAAAAAUUGAUCUCACCAGCAACUUAUUUUUCUAACUCCUUCACUGUGCUGAGUAAUUCUUCCACCCUGAGUCUUCAGGAUGACAUUUGGUUAGUAUGCCCCGUAUGUGUGUGACUGCCUGUGGGAAUAAACGAUAAAAACACAAAGUGUCUUAAGAAUUACCUUAUUACAUUGGUUCCUUUUUAUCUUGGAAAAUUUGUAAUUAAAAGCUAUUUUUUGAGAUAAGGUUUACUAAUCUUAGGUGACUAAUAAGUGUUAUAAAUGGAUUUCCUGUAAGGAGAAUUGAAUACUUACCCGCCACCUCCCCUGAGACGGAGUCUCUGUCACCCAGGCUGGAGUGCAGUGGCGUGAUCUUGGCUCACUGCAACCUCUCCCUCCCCAGUUCAUGCAGUUCUCCUGCCUCAGCUUCCUGAGUAGCUAGGACUACAGAUGUGCACCACCAUGCCUGGCUAAUUUUUGUAUUUCUAGUAGAGAUGGGGUUUCACCAUAUUGGCCAGGCUGGUCUCUGAUUGCUGACAUUGUGAUCCAUCUGCUUCAGCCUCCCAAAGUGCUGGGAUUACAGGCGUGAGCCACUGUGCCUGACCUGAAUACUUUUCAUGAUGGCAAAAUCUAAGAGGCCACAGGAAAAAAACAAUGUUUUUAAAUUUUCUGACUAGAAAACUUGGCUGAGAGUUGAAUUAAGUGCCUAUUGUGUUUUCCAGUGAAAUGCAAAUCUUACAGAUUACUUCUUACAGUUAGGAAAAUUCCACACUUGUGUAAUAUUAGAACAACUGUAGUUUUCCUAUCUUAGGGCAGAAGUUCAGUAUUCCAUGGGGAGAGAAAGUCAGUAAUUACCUUUGUUACUCUCCUUUUUCUUUGAAGGAAUUUUCUAGCAUAUCCAGUUUAUCAGUAACUUCUUAAAUUUGUGACUUGGGUGUCUUCUAAAAAGGCUCAGGAUGACUUUUUUCCCCCUUCAGUGUAUGCUGAAUUUUAGGUGUGAUGAAAAAGGUAUCGAAAAUGAAGCUUCCUUUGAGCAUCUGUUGCCCACGCUGCAGUCACUUCGAGCUGAAUUCAUGUGGCCUUCAAUGUAAGUGCUGUGUCCAGACAUGUCCAAAUGAGCACCAAGCUGGAAGUUUGUGAACACAGCAGCGGAUACCCCCGCUGUUGUAAUGCAACAGUGUGCCUUGAAAGACUCAGCAUGGCUUGGUCUUCAGAGUGGAGUUUUGUUUGUAUAUUCCCAGUCCAGUAGUAAAUUCUGCUUUAACAUAACCACCAUGUUUGCUACUCUAAAUCUGCACAUAACUGGAAGUGAAACGGUGUCUUUCUUGCAUUUUUUAGCCUAACACCUAUACCUGUGGAAACAUAACACUAUAAAAACAGUUCUUAUAAAGCAGCACGUUAUAUUCCCCUGUUUGCCUACAUGAUUUACUAAUUAUGUAGUAAUUAAAGCCAUUACUUAUCAAUCAAAUACCUUUAGAUUUACCAUAGUUAUAAAAGUUGGCUUGAUGUAGUAAAACUUGUAUCUCUCUAAUGCAUGAGCAUAGAAUGCCAGUCAGAAUUUAUUGCUCGAAACAGAUAAGGCUGGCCGUGGUGACUCACGAGUGUAAUUCCAGCACUUUGGGAGGCUGAGGCGGGUGGCUCACCUGAGGUCGGUGGCUCACCUGAGGUCAGGAGCUCAAGACCAGCUUGGCCAACGUUGUGAAACUCUGCCUCUACAAAAAUACAAAACUUAGCCAGGUGUGAUGGUGCAUGUCAGUAAUGCCAGCAGCUCAGAAGGCUGAGGCAGGAGAAUCACUUGAACCCUGAGGCAGAGGUUGCAGUGAGUGGAGAUCAUGCCACUGCAGUCUAGCCUGGGCAACAGAGACUCCAUCUCAGAAAUAAAAAAAAAACUAAAUAAAUAAAUAAAUGUGAUCCUGCUAUGUUGCCCAGGUUGGACUCAAACUCCUGGGCUCGAGCAAUCCUCCUGCCUCAGCCUUCUGAAUAGCUGGGAUUACAAGUGCAAACCACCAUGGAACUACUAAAAAGAGUUUAUGUUGCUUGUAUUCAUUAGAGAAAAAAACGAGUUGAAGAAAUGGUAAUUGUUGGUCAAAGAAGCCGAAAGAUUAAAUCAGGUCUUGUGUGUGGGUAUGUGUAUGUGCAUGUAUUGAAGAAAAUGUGUUUCAAUUUGAGAAUUAGAAAACUGGAUAUUUCAUUUUAAUUAUUUAAAGAGUAGAAUGUUCUUCCAUUAUUGAAUCUUCUUUUAUGCCACCAAAUGGCUUAACCUGAUUUACCCUGCCUAUUUUGGUUAAGACACAGCAAAACACCCUAAAACCUGUGAUAAUUUUUGAAAUACAAUUUUAAGAAGAUUUGCUCUUACAUAAAUCACAAGAAGAAAUACAGCUGGAAAUAAUUUCACUUUUCUUGCUGUAAAUUUUUUUAGUGGGUUUGUGACAGUAUACAUUUUCUUGCUAGAUGCUAACGAUACAUUUUAUUAUCUGUAUUAGGAAUUACCUAUUUAAUAGGAAGAGUGAAUAAAUUGAUCUGCUCUCAUGCUGUUAAGAUCUUAAAGUACCAUUAUAUUCCUUUUGGUAGUCAUAUCUCAUGUGAAAGGUCUCAUGUAAAUAUCUGACUUAUGGUAAAAUAUUUAUGCAAGAUAAAAAAUGUACAACUUUAUUUUUCUUCAUCUAAAAUGCACAGAAUAACUGGGUAAGGAAUGGAUGCAUCGGGCCUUUUUCCUUUUAAAUUUGUACUGCUAAAUACACCGAGGAAAUUGACAUCAAAACCAAAUUCAAGGACUUCCACAGACAUUACAGGUCAAUUUUAGUUCCAAACGAAAGAAAUAUUUUAAAAGUUCUUAUGUAGCCCAGUUUUCUCUUCUUUCCUUUUUUUUAAUUUUUUAUUUUUUUAUUUUUUUAUUUGAGAUGGAGUUUCACUCUUGUUGCCCAGGCUGGAGUGCAAUGGCACAAUCUUGGCUUACUGCACCCUCUACCUCCUGGGUUCAAGCAAUUCUCCUGCCUCAGCCUCCUGAGUAGCUGGAAUUCAGGCAUGUAUCACCACGCUCAGCUAAUUUUGUAUUUUUAGCAGAGACAGCGUUUCUCUGUGUUGGUUAGGCUGGUCUCAAACUCCCAAACUCAGGUGAUAUGCCCACCUCGGCCUCCCAAAGUGCUGGGAUUACAGGCAUGAGCCGCCACACCUGACCAGUUUUAUUUUCUUGAAACGUUAACUAGACACCUGGUUAGUCAGUUUAUUUUGACCCCACAGUUUAUUUUUAUGUUGCGGCAGUUGGAGGAACUGAACUUUGACCCUGAUCCUUUAUGUACUCCUGCGGUGAAACAGCCCAUUUUACUUAACACAUAAUAUAUCUGUGCAUUAGGAAAACUUGGUAGAGAAGAUUAUCUUUCUGUGCAGGUAUGAAAUGUCUAAACUCAUCUGUUAUGAACCAACGAUAAUGUAGGAAAACUUGGAUGUCCGCAUACAGAUUUUCUUGAAUUAAAGAAAAAAAGCCAGACACUGACAAAGGAGAGUUGAACUGAGAAACGGUACCCUGAAAACCGCAGAAAUGAGAGAAAGAGGCAGUGGGCCACAAAGAACUGUCCUUUUCAGAGAUCCCCAGAGAAGCCCUGUCCCCUUCCCCCGACACCCUGCCAGAAUGUUGGGUUUCAAAGAAUGAGCAGGUUAAUGGGUAUCAAGUUGUGUGGCCUGAGCUAAGGAUAAAGAAUAAUUUGCCUGAGUUAUAGUACUGGCUGGGUCAGUACAGGCUUUCUACUUGGAAUAUCGCUCCAUGAAGGAAAAAGGAACAUAAGUAAGGAAGAUUAAAGUUGUUGCUGCUGGAAGGGAGACAUACUAAAUAAACUACUGAAGGCCAGGAGAGAGCAGGAAGAGAAACUCAGUUGAAGUUCUGUAAUACUCAGAGUUGGGCAAGAACUGCCAAUAAGGGAGCCAGCAUACAUCUGAGACUAACACCAGAGCUUCCAAGGAUCUGUGAGAGGGAGAGCUCUGCUGAUGGACGUAGGUCCACAAUCAUUAACUAUUUAUUUGGGCCAUGUCACUGGGGGCAGUAUUAAAAGACUUUGCCAACAUCAUACUUUCUCUAUGGAAAAACCAAGUGGCCUUGGAGGAGGCUAAGAUAAAGUUUCAGACUUGGGCUCCACAGAAGUGGAACUUGAGGCUGGGUGUAGUACAAGGACCUUCAUGUAUCAGGUUAGAGAUUUUGAUGCUUUUGGUGAUUUUUGUACCAAACAUAUGCUGUCACCUGGGAUCAGUCUAUUAUGCUUUCUAUGAAAUAAUUAUUCCAAAGAGGCUGACAGUCCAGGGAGCAGAGAGCCCAGUAGGGACUGUCUUAUUAUUUAUGGAAGGCCAGAAACACCUGGUACACCUGAAGGUGAAGAGAAGCCAUUUUGUGAAUAACUUUCCAGUCUACAGUUACCACAGUGGCAUCCUGGGGCAAGAAUCACCUUUUACCUCCCACGACUGCCACUGUGAAGGCUACAUAGAAGGAGUGUCAGGUUCUUUUGUUUCUGUCAACACCUGUGCAGGUCUCAGGGGCAUCUUGAUCAAGGAGGAAACAUCUUACAGCAUUGAGCCCAUGGAGUCUUCAAGACGGUUUGAACAUGUGUUAUAUACCAUGGCACAUCAAGCACGAGUGUCCUGCGGUGUCGCUCCCACAGAUAGCCAUGUGGUGUCCACUAGCUGGCAACAAGGGAGCAAGAAGCCUUAUGAUCGACAGGUGCUGUCCUACUUGUGGUCACACCCCAAGUACGUGGAAAUGUUUGUUGUGGUCAACAACCAGAGGUUCCAGAUGUGGGGCAGUAACGUCAAUGAGACGGUCCAGAGAGUAGUGGAUGUCAUUGCUCUGGCCAACAGCUUCACCAGGGGAAUAAACACAGAGGUGGUGCUGGCUGGAAUGGAGAUCUGGACCGAGAGGGAACUAAUAGAGGUCGCAGUGGACUUGCAAGUCACACUCAGGAAUUUCAAUCGCUGGAGACAAGAGAUGCUCUUCCGUCGUGCGAAGCAUGACGUUGCCCACAUGAUCGUUGGGCAUCAUCCUGGACAGAAUACGGGCCAGGCCUUUCUCAGUGGUGCCUGCUCAAGCAGUUUUGCAGCAGCUGUUGAAUCCUUCCAUCAUGAAGAUGUGCUGUUGUUUGCAGCCCUCAUGGUCCAUGAGCUCGGGCACAACCUGGGUAUUCAGCACGACCACUCGGCCUGCUUUUGUAAAGAUAAGCAUUUUUGCCUCAUGCAUGAAAAUAUCACAAAAGAAAGUGGCUUCAGCAACUGCAGCUCUUACUACUUCUACCAGUUCCUUCGAGAACACAAAGGGGCCUGCCUAUUUAACAAGCCAUGGCCCAGGGCCCGCAAGCGUAGGGAUUCCACUUGUGGAAAUGGCAUGGUGGAGGACACGGAGCAGUGUGACUGUGGUUCUGCCUGUGACCUCGACCCAUGCUGUGAUCCCACAUGCACUCUGAAGGAGAAUGCUGAGUGCAGCCAUGGCCUCUGCUGCCAGGACUGCUCUUUCAGAAGGAAGUGGCUUUUAUGUCGUCCUACUCAGGAUGAGUGUGACCUCCCAGAAUAUUGUGACGGGAGCUCUGCAGAAUGCCCUGCAGACAGCUACAAGCAAGAUGGCACGCUGUGUGAUAGAAUUCACUAUUGCUCUGCGGGUCAGUGUAAGAACCCCGAUAAGCAAUGUGUGAAUAUAUACGGGUACCCUGCAAGAUCUGCCCCAGAAGACUGUUACAUUUCAAUGAAUACCAGAGGAGACCGGUUUGGAAACUGUGGACGUCCCACUGAGGAUCAGCAAAAGUAUGUUACAUGUUCAAGUGAUAAUGUAUUUUGUGGGAAACUCGUAUGUACAGGUGUUGAAUCCUUACCACGACUCAAAGCUCAACAUACAAUCAUCCAGGUCCCUCAUGACGAUGACUGGUGCUGGAGCAUGGAUGCCCAUAACAUUACUGAUAUCCCUGAUGAUGGAGAUGUGCACAUCGGCACUUCUUGUGCCCCAAACAAAGUCUGCACGGAUUACUCCUGCGUCCAUCACUCUGUACUCCUGUAUGACUGCAGACCAGAGGAAUCGUGUCAUGGGAAAGGAGUUUGCAACAAUUUAAGGCACUGCCAUUGUGAGCUUGGUUUUGCUCCUCCUGACUGUAAAAAUCCAGGAAACGGAGGUAGUGUGGACAGCGGCCCUCAAGUUCAAGUUACUGACAACAAUGCAAGUGGUCAUGAAAGUCAUGCUCGUGGUCAACAUGCAGGAUAAGACCGAUACUAUAAAGUGGCAGUGGUACUAGUCCCCCUGUUUCUUCUAGUCUUAUUGUGCACUCUACUUACAAUGUCCUACCUCUUCUCUGAAGUGCAGACAUCAGUGGCUGAAGUAGAGGAGUCAUCAACGGAGACAACAUUGGAAUCAGAGCUGACUUCAGAAGAUGUGGUCCCAACAGCAGAGGAAAUCCUACCAGUAGGUGAGGAGGCCCCACCACCAGGAGAGGAGGCUCUACCACCUGGAGAAGGCUUGCCACCAGCAAAGGCCCCACCACCAGCAGAGGCCCCGCCACUGGCAGAGGCCCCAACAGCAGAGGCCCCACUACCAGAAGAAGCCCCACCACCACAGGCUGUCCCACCAGCAGAGUCCCCAACAGCAGAGGCUACCCCCCAACCAGAGGCUGCCCCCCCACCAGAAGCUGCCCCCCCACCACAGGUGCCACCAGUACAGUAGGCCCCUCUACCAGAUGCCCAGGAAGAGCUGGCAGCAAAAGAGGAAGUAGAUGAAAGACAGGAAAAGCUAAAGGAGAAGAGUGAGGAUGAAGCCAAAUAUCUCAAACAUGUCAAGCAUUGAGUGGUAAUAG
Molecule: messenger RNA, 8379 nt
Organism: Callithrix jacchus (white-tufted-ear marmoset)
Lineage: Eukaryota; Metazoa; Chordata; Mammalia; Primates; Cebidae
Product: disintegrin and metalloproteinase domain-containing protein 1-like
Biological process (GO): binding of sperm to zona pellucida; proteolysis; male gonad development
Cellular component (GO): sperm head plasma membrane; plasma membrane; external side of plasma membrane
Molecular function (GO): metalloendopeptidase activity
Source: RefSeq, a predicted model, not a curated record